Molecule: messenger RNA, 3502 nt
Organism: Carassius auratus (goldfish)
Lineage: Eukaryota; Metazoa; Chordata; Actinopteri; Cypriniformes; Cyprinidae
Product: aggrecan core protein-like
Exons: 13
Coding region: 161-3487 (1108 amino acids)
Biological process (GO): positive regulation of neuroblast proliferation; glial cell differentiation; cell adhesion
Cellular component (GO): synapse; perineuronal net
Molecular function (GO): hyaluronic acid binding
Source: RefSeq, a predicted model, not a curated record
GUGCCCAAUUUGAAUUAGAUCCCUUUCUGCUCCUGACUCACACAGGGAAGGCAAGCAGUAUAAAAACACAGGAUUUUAGACAUUUCCCAGCUAACAGAUUAAUGCAAUACACAAGGACAUUACAAAAAGCAAACAAGAAGAGACACUACUAGUUUGGUCAAUGAUGUCUUUGAUUUGGCUCCUGUUAUAUGCAUACAUCCAUGCCAUUUCUGGCAUGAUCUUAUUUGGGGACAUGGCUGAUCAGGACAGCCCCAUUAGUGUGAGUAUCCCUGUUGAACCACCACUGCAUCCCCUAUUGGGGGGAAGCAUGAUUAUACCUUGCUACUUCCAGGACAACACUGUCCAGGACCCUGGCGCCCCAACCACUGCCCCACUUCCCCACCGUAUUAAGUGGAGCUACAUCUACAAGGGCAGAAUAUCUCUUAUUCUUGUUGCCAGUGGGGGUGUGGUGCAGGUUGAGACAGACUACGUGGACCGGGUUCAUUUGGUAAACUACCCCAUGGUGCCAACUGACGCCACCAUUGAGAUCUCAGAACUCCACUCCAGUGACUCCGGGACCUACCGCUGUGAGGUUAUGCAGGGGAUUGAAGACAACUACGAUUCUGUAGAAAUGCAAGUCCAAGGCAUUGUGUUUCACUACCGAGCAAUAUCUACCCGAUAUACCUUGACAUUUGAGAUGGCAAAGGCAGCCUGCAUCCAGAACAGUGCUGUCAUUGCAACUCCCGCACAGUUGCAAGCUGCCUAUGAUGAUGGAUACCAUCAAUGUGAUGCUGGUUGGCUUUCAGACCAAACUGUGAGGUAUCCAAUUCAUGAGCCAAGGGAGCCUUGCUAUGGAGACAAAGAAAAUUUCCCAGGAGUACGAACAUAUGGAGUCAGAGACAUCAAUGAGACCUAUGACGUGUACUGUUUUGCAGAGAAAAUGUCAGGUAGUGUGUUCUACUCUAUGUCUGUGGAGAAGUUCACCUUUGCAGAGGCUGAAGACCAGUGUGCAAAUUUGGGAGCCCAACUGGCCACCACAGGGCAACUCUACCUUGCAUGGAAGGCUGGUAUGGAUGUGUGCAAUGCUGGCUGGCUGGCAGACAGGAGUGUGAGGUACCCCAUUAACAUAGCUCGACCCCAGUGUGGUGGGGGGCUUUUGGGAGUGCGAACAGUGUACCUGUUUCCAAAUCAGACUGGUUAUCCAUACCCAGACUCCCGCUAUGAUGCAAUAUGUUAUGCAGAAAAAGAAGAUAAGGUUUCAACAAAGACCUCACCAUUUCCUAAAAUAUCCACUACCACGGAUGCCAUGAUCAGUGUGGCUACAUUCACCUCGAGCCCUUCAGACUAUACUGAAGAGGUGACCACAGGAGAAGAGGCCCGUGGUCAGCUAGUGACAGAAGAGCCUCUUAACACCACAAGCAUAGAAAGUCCUCUACCUUUACUUCCCAACAUAACUGAGGUUGAGGAGGACAUUAUUAAUGUGGCCACGGCUCGGCCUUACUUGGGAUAUGAGAUUCCCAUGGACAAUGAAACUGCUGAAACUAAGGGAGUGGUAUUCCACUAUCGCGCUGACUCCGGACGCUAUGCUUACACCUUUGAAGAAGCACAAGUGGCAUGUCAGAAGCUGGGAGCAAUCAUAGCCACCCCUGAGCUUCUUCAGGUGGCUUAUGAAGCUGGCCUUCAUCAAUGCAGUGCAGGUUGGCUAAAGGACCAGACUGUCAGAUAUCCAACUGUGAAUCCUCAAAAGAAGUGCUCCGGAGAUCAGAAGGACCUCCCUGGCAUUCACUCUUACAAUGUCAGGCCUGCACAUGAGCGGUAUGAUGUGUACUGUUAUAUGGAACAGAUAAAGGGAGAGAUCUUCCAUGUGAGCUCAUUAGCAGGCUUCACCUACUAUGAAGCUGUUGCCCAUUGCAUAAAAUUGGGAUCUACUCUUGCUUCAACUGGAGAACUGUUCGCCUCAUGGAAUGAAGGUUUCCACAAGUGCAGUCCAGGCUGGCUGUCUGAUCGCAGUGUCCGCUAUCCUGUCCACAACCUAGGCUUUGGUUGUGGUGAAAACAAGACAGGAGUGCAUACUAUUUAUACUCAACCAAACCAAACAGGCUUCCCAAACCCAUACUCCAGAUAUGAUGCAUAUUGCAUCAGAGCAAAUCUGUCUAUGCUGCUUGAUGAAGAUAUGAUGAACACUACAAAGAUGGGGAUGGAUCUUAACAUGACAGAUAUAACAGAGAUACUGAGACCUGUUCGCCCAAUUGUCCCUCCCUUGCUUGUGGAACUGUCUGGAUCUGGAUCUGGAUCUGGAUCUGGAUCUGGAUCUGGAUCUGGAUCGAGCUCGGGCUCAACAUCAGCAUCAGGUGAUCCUGAUUCCAGUUCUGGGUACAUGUCAGGGAGUGGCAUACCCAGUGGGAGCAUAUCCGGUUCUGGCCAAAGUGGUGAUGGAUCAGGUCACCUUGUGAGGUACCAAGAAGGUGCAGAUACACUCAUGUGGCAAACUUCUGCCUCGGGCAGCACUAUGGAGGCAAGAGAAGGUAGUGGCAGUGGCAGUGGUGUUAUCAUUACUUCAGUAUCAUCAGGGGAUCAAGAAUCUGGAGAGGAAUCUGGACUCUUUUAUGAACAAAGUGGCAGAGGACCUGGCAGUGGAUCUAGUGGUUCAGGAACAAGUGGAUUCUUCAGUGGUGAGGAAUCAAGCCUUCCAUCAGGACAUGGUAGUGGAUCUAGUGGUUCAGGAACAAGUGGAUUCUUCAGUGGUGAGGAAUCAAGCCUUCCAUCAGGACAUGGUAGUGGAUCUAGUGGUUCAGGAACAAGUGGGUCCUUCAGUGGUGAGGAAUCGAGUGGGUCGGGCUUCUCUGGUGUAUCAUUUAUAAACACAGAAAUGAUAGAUCUGACUGCAAGUACUUCUGGAAAACAGGAAUUGUCUGGUGUUUCUCCAUUCGACUUGACUGAUGUUAGUGGUCUCAGCUCUGCUUUUGGAUCUGGUUCUGCCUCUGGAUCUGGCUCUGCCAUUGGCUUUGGAUCUGGCACCAUCAUUGACUUUGCAUCUGGUUCUGGCAUUGGCUUUCGAUCUGGCUCUGCUUCUGGAGCUUCAGGUUAUCCCAGCGAUCCCUCUGGUGAGGUAUCUGGCCACAUUCAGAGUCAGGAUGGAAAGAUUGUCAUUCUAACGGAUGAUGAGGUUGAGUUGAUGUUUAGGCCUACAAUUGGAACAGAACAGGGUCGUGGAUCAGUGGAGAUCAGUGGAGAGGGCAGUAGUCAAGAACAUUAUGCUGAGGACGUCUCCAUAUCUCUUUCUAAUAGUACUUCAUAUGAAGAUUAUUGGAGUGUCAAUGAAACUGUUGAUCUCCUACCAGAAGGACAAAAUCAACUUAAAGUCAUCACUGAGGCAUUUGAUGUGACUGAUCAGUCACCACUGAACACAACACCAUCCACGACUUCUAUACUCAUUACUCCACCUUCAGCUGUACUACAAACACCAAAAGCUAUGGAGGAGCCAUUUUUAACUGAUGGUAAUAACUGAACAAAACUAUACUUU